AUGAUAACCUUCACUCUUCCCUCUGCCAUAAGGAGCUUGAUCCUAUGGAAGACACCAGACAUCAGAAAUAUGUCCAGCAUGGCUGGGGUAAGGCUCCGACCAGCCAGCAUGGUGGUCCUGCACAGGUCCCUGGCUCCAGCCUUUGAAAAGUUCUGCCAAGCCAACAAUGGCCCUCUGCCCCUCCUGGGCCUGACUGAGCCAGGCAAGUGGACGUUGCCUACCCCGAACGCUGUUCUGGACACCAGGACAGGGUGUCCCUAGUUCCGGAAGUACGAGUUUGGUUCCCACAGAGGCAGCCUGACCUCAUUGGAGGAGUACCCAGAGCAGCUGAGGGACAUGGUGACCUUCCUCCCGGACUGCAGCUCCUCCCUGGAAGCAGCCUUGGAGAAGGUGGGGCUCCCCAGAAGAGACUCCGUAGGGCAUGGUCACGUGGGUGCGUACGAGACGACAGCGCCUUGUGCCACCAUUGCUGGCUUUUGCUGCCACCUGGUGGUCACAAUGAGGCCCAUCCCCAAGAACAAGCUGGAAGGGCUGGUGCGGGCCAGUUGCUCCCCAGGGAGUAAGGGACAUCCCAUUCAUAUCGGCGACCCGGAAUGGUUGGGAAUCAAAGAUCUUUCUAGACCUGACUAUGGGGAGCCUGUGGUGUGUCAGCCGGGGGACGUCCCAGUGUUCUGACCUUCUCCAAUGACCAGCCUCGAAGCUGUCAGCAGCUGCAAGACCCCGCUGGCUUUCACCAGUGCACUGGGUUGCACAGUCAUGACCAACUUGAAGAAUACAGAGGCUCCACCCAGUUGUCACCCUGAGGGAAUUCCUGAGGUCCAUCCCAUUUCCCAAGAUCCUUUGCACUACAGCAUCACAUCGGCUUCAGCUGUUCAGAAGAUUAGAGAACUAGAGACUAUAAUUGCCAUAGACCCAGGCCACUGGAGGAUCAGACACCUGCUCUGUAAAGGUGAGCUGCUGAGGGCCUCCCUGUCACUGUCCCACGCCCGCUCGGUGCUCGUCACCACUGGCUUCCCCACUCACCUCAACCAUGAGCCCCCAGAAAAGACAGACGGCCGGCCAUCAGGAGCCAUUGCUCUGGCCACCUGCCUACAGGCCUUGGAGAAGGAGGUCUCCGUGAUCGUUGACCUGACAGCUUCGGGUUUGUUCAAGAAACUUGUUGAAGAUGCCGUUGAGCAAGGGGUCCUGAAGACACAGAUCCCCAUAUUAACUCUCCAAGGUGAAUCAGCGGGAACUUCUCAGGCAUUUCUCUGCAAAGAUGGGGACCCCAAGUCGCCCAGAUUCGACCAUCUGGUGGCAAUUGAGCGCACAGGAAGGGCCGCCAAUGGUAAUUGCUAUAAUGCGAGGAAGAUGAGCAUCAGGCACUGGGUUGACCCCACUGAUGAUCUUUUCCUGGCAGCACAGAAGAUUCCUGGAAUCUCAGCUACUGGGGUCGGUGGGGGCAAUCAGCUUGGGAAGGGCAAAGUCAAGGAGGCUGUGAAAAGACACAUACGAAAAGGGGAUGUGAUUGCCUGUGAUGUGGAGGCUGACUUUGCUGUCAUCACUGGUGUUUCUAACUGGGGAGGCUGUGCCUUGGCCUGUGUGCUGUACAUCCUCAACUCAUGUGAGGUCCACAGACAUUACCUAAGGGAGGCAGUUGGACCCUCCAGAGCACCUGGGGAGCAGGACUGGGCUCAGGCCCUUCCAUCCGUUGCUAAGGAAGAAAAAAUGUCGGGCAUCCUGGUACGGCACCAAGUCCAGAGUGGAGUCUCGGGCGAGGUGGGCCCGGAGGUAGAUGGGCUGCCCUUCCACGACACCCACGCCCAGAUGAUCCAGAAGCUGGUGGAUGUCACUGCGAUGGGUGUGUGACUGUGCACGUAGAGUGCGUACCAGAUGGCCGUGCCUGGAACUAGGAGGGAGUUCCCUGAGGGCCCCGAGCCCCUUUCCACACGGUCCUGGGUGAGCAGCGCCUGGGACGGGACAGCGCAGUCGUUGGGGACUGAGGAGGAUGUUUCCUCAGGGCUUCCAGUCCUUUGCUUUUCUUCCUAAGUGCUAAGAGGGAUUGAUUUCA
This is a messenger RNA of Felis catus (domestic cat), 2050 nucleotides long. It is a transcript of the gene DGLUCY, whose product is annotated as D-glutamate cyclase. Gene Ontology annotation, molecular function: D-glutamate cyclase activity. The record is from RefSeq and is a predicted model, not a curated record. Gene Ontology annotation, biological process: glutamate metabolic process. NCBI's taxonomy places the organism in Eukaryota, Metazoa, Chordata, Mammalia, Carnivora, Felidae.